UUAAUUUUUCUAUUCAAUACAUUACACUUUGAUUGGUUACAAAUAAAGCAGGUUUCUUGUUUGGUGAAGCUACGCUGCAUAAAAGACACCUCUAGUUCCCAAGUUUUUUGGGUACCUGUACUGUUACACUAUACUAUACUCUACACCUUCAACUAAACCUUCUCUACUUUUCUCCACCAUUUUCAACUUUGGAACUUAUAGUACACACCACCAACCAUCUGAUUUAGACUUUUAGCUUCUUCAAGCUAGGAAGAUUUCCCUAUGGGGAACAAGUAUUUGUUGCUGUCUCUCUGCUUGUGGGCUUUAACAUGUUCCCUUCUUCCUUCGUUCUCAUAUGGACUCAUGAGAAUCGGUUUGAAGAAGAGAACUCUAGAUCUUGAAGCCAUCAAAGCUGCUAGAAUGGUAAGAGAAAAGCUAAGAUCGAGCAGGCCGAUGAUGGGUGCGAACGAUCAUUCUAUUAAUAAGCCGGGCAUCGAAGACGAUAUAGUACCUUUGAAGAAUUAUUUGGAUGCACAGUAUUAUGGAGAGAUUGGAAUUGGAACACCACCGCAAACAUUCAAUGUCAUCUUUGAUACUGGCAGUUCUAACCUCUGGAUUCCUUCAUCAAAGUGCUACUUUUCUCUUGCCUGCUAUACGCAUCAUUGGUACAAGUCAUCGAAAUCCAAAACAUAUGUAAAGAAUGGAACAUCAUGUAAAAUAGUGUAUGGUUCUGGAUCAAUAUCUGGCUUUUUCAGUCGUGAUAGCGUUACAGUUGGUGAUGUCGUUGUCAAGAAUCAAGAUUUCAUCGAGGCUACGAGGGAAGGAAGUCUGUCCUUUGUGUUAGCGAAGUUCGAUGGAAUACUUGGUCUUGGAUUUCAGGAGAUCUCAGUUGAAAAUGCCUUGCCAGUAUGGGAUAAUAUGGUGCUACAAAAUCUUGUGAAUGAGCCGGUUUUCUCUUUCUGGCUCAAUGGGGAUCCGAACGCGAAAAGUGGUGGUGAGCUAGUGUUUGGAGGUGUUGAUCCGAAGCACUUUGUAGGAAACCAUACCUAUGUUCCAGUUACCACAAAAGGUUACUGGCAGAUUGAAAUGGGAGAUUUUUACAUUGGUGGUGUGUCAACAGGUGUUUGUGAGGGUGGCUGUGCUGCUAUUGUGGAUUCCGGAACGUCUUUGCUUGCUGGUCCAACUACUGUUGUGACUGAAAUCAAUCAUGCUAUUGGAGCUGAAGGAGUUCUGAGUGUAGAAUGCAAGGAAGUUAUUUCUCAAUAUGGAGAGUUGAUAUGGGAUCUCUUGGUCUCCGGGGUACGAGCUGAUGACGUGUGUUCGCAAGUUGGUUUAUGUACAAUGAGGGAUCAAUCUAAAAGUGCUGGGAUUGAGAUGGUGACUGAAAAGGAACAGAAAGAUUUGUCAGCUAAAGAUACUGCUUUGUGCACUUCCUGUCAGAUGCUUGUGAUUUGGAUCCAGAAUCAAUUGCGACAAGAGUCGACCAAGGAAAGAGUUUUCAACUAUGUAAAUCAGUUGUGUGAGAGCUUGCCGAGUCCGAAUGGCGAGUCGGUAGUAGACUGUCAGAGCAUUCAUAUAUUGCCAAACAUCACUUUUACAAUCGGAGAUAAACAUUUCACCCUCUCGCCGGAUCAGUAUAUUCUGAAAACUGGAGAAGGCAUUGCUGAAGUUUGUCUUAGUGGGUUUAUCGCAUUCGACAUACCCCCGCCACGCGGUCCUCUCUGGAUUCUGGGCGAUAUCUUCAUGAGGGUAUAUCACACGGUCUUCGACUCUGGGAAUCUCCGAGUUGGUUUCGCCAAAGCUGCGUAACGAGACUCGGGAGAAUAUGUAAGGAACAUUUUCAAUGGGCACGUUGGUGUGCUGUAAAUAAAGGAUGUUGUAAGAGUAUUAGGACGUAGCUUCACUAUCUUAUGGGUUCAUGAAUGAUCCUCUAGUACCACGUUGAACUAUUGCAUGUUUUUUACAUGAAGAGACUAUUUUUCAUUUCACACUGUUAGACUCUCUUAGAUUAAUGUGGAUGCCUGUAUGGCUGUAUACCUUAUGAAGAUGUAGAUGGCAAAGUGUGGCUUAAAAUUUGAAACUUCUGUUAUAUCUAAUUUAUCUUUCCAAUGAAUGAGGUUCAGUAGAGUUGACCUUUUGUUUU
This is a messenger RNA of Arachis stenosperma, 2122 nucleotides long. RefSeq names its product aspartic proteinase-like. The record is from RefSeq and is a predicted model, not a curated record. Gene Ontology annotation, molecular function: aspartic-type endopeptidase activity. The transcript is spliced from 14 exons. Gene Ontology annotation, biological process: proteolysis; lipid metabolic process. NCBI's taxonomy places the organism in Eukaryota, Viridiplantae, Streptophyta, Magnoliopsida, Fabales, Fabaceae. Bases 262 to 1788 code for a protein of 508 amino acids.